AUGGCAUCUACAAGCAACACUGGUGAAUUAGAUAUAAAUGUGCGUCGCACGGAAAUAUCUGAUGCUACAAAGAUUAUGCAAUUAUUUAACUCCUCGACUGAAAAAAUUUUUGGCCGCGUUAAUGUCGUUCACUUGAUAGAAAAAUCAGUUCUUUCUAUCACUAUUACGGAUGAUCAAGAAACAAUGAUUGGACAAGCCUCUUUUUAUGAUUAUCCUAAUAUUCAGUCACACGUAGUCGAAAGAUGGGAAGACUUAAUAAUCUCCAACCCAAAACUGGCACACUGCUCGCCUCUAAAUACUUUAUUCCUUCAUCAUUUCGUCGCCCUUGAAGGCUACGCUAAAGGAGUAGCAAAAGAGAUUUUUAAGACAUUCUUUAAUGCGACACCUUACGUUCACUACUGUUUGUUGAGCGUUAAGAAAGGCACAGCUAUGGGCGAUUCCUUAAAUGAAAUUUUUUCGCCGACUGGAUUUAUCUCAAAGUUGGAGGGAAGUGAAUACGAGAUAUUAAUUUGUCACCGUCAUGACCAUUGCCCAACUUUACAUAUACGCCCUGCAAAGGUCGAAGAUCAUGAUGACUUAGUACCCAUAUUUAAUCGGCAGAGUGAAGUUCUAAAAGAAACUUAUGGUGAUUAUUUUCUAGCGGAGUUAAUAGAAGCUCAAAAUGAAAAUAACAAGUGCAUCGUAGUAGACGUUAAGGGAACUGCAGUUGGGUUUAUGAGUCUGAGUAAAAACGUUAAUAUAGAUAUAUUAACGUCAUGCUUUGAGCUAUCGCCAUUUAAUGGUUUGAGAAGACCUCCUGAAUUUAGUAACGCUGAAAAUGACGAUGGAAAGCAAGCAUCUGAAACCGAAGAGCCAACUGAUACACCUGCUAAGACAUCAAGUACUAUAACUAUUGGAACAGAUACUAGUGACGUACACUUUAAAUCAAAACUUGCUGAUGUUUAUGACGACGAUGACGGCAAUCAAUGCACGGAAAAUUUAAAAUACUUUUUAUUACAGGAUAUAAAAGGAAUUGAUCGCGCAUCUAGUGCACCAGUCUAUCAAGGAACUCCGUCCGUUAUUUGCAUUCAAUUAUAUUGUAUAGACGAAAAGUAUGAAACAAGAUCACUAGACUUCAUUACAGCGGCUUUUGAUUUCUUCCCGAAUGUCGAUUAUUGCGUCAUCACUGUACCACAUUUGGUUCCGGAAUUUCCUUUACUGCAACAUUUCACGAGAGUAACUCCUAAGCCUAGAAGUACCUUUCCUCAAGAACUCUAUCUUUUUCAUCACUAUGGUUUAAUCAACUCCAUGAAAGUCAGAAACGUAAAAGUCGAAGAUGUUGAAACUAUUUCUAAACUUGUACAAAACACAACAGGCAAAGACAUGCUAUUAAGGGACAUUAAUUUAUACAACAUGGCUCGCCGCGAUCCGGAUGGAACAGACAUCAAAGCCUAUGUUGCUGUCUGUCUAAAUCAACCUGUAGGUGUUGCAGUUAUUAGAAAGGAAGAGAACAUAGAGUAUAUUCGAUCCCACUACAACAUCGAAGAUUUUAUUUAUUAUAAUCAUUAUAUGAGGGAGGAACACGGCCACUUACAUCAUUUCGUCUUGAAUCCCAUCUACUCCCACUUUUCCAAAUACUUUAUUCAGGAAAUUUUGCGAUUAUCGAAGAAGAAUGCUAUUUAUUACCCGAUAUAUCCACCGUAUGUUCAGUUAAACGAAACCAAGCCUCAUUCAUUAGCAUCAUGUUUAGCUAACAUGGUGCCCAUUAGGGCUCGAAGACAAGUUCAAUACGUAGUCGAUGAAUUAAAGCAUAACGCUCCGUCUAAUCGAAUUUUGCAACAAAUGGAUAACUACAUGUUGUUUCACAUUAAUAAGAAGUUGGUCAUGGAACCAAAGAUUACGAUUAAUGCCAGAAUCAUCGUUGUUGGAGCAUCUGAUGUGGGUGUAUCUUUCCUGGAAAAACUUAUUUUUAGCCCCCACAUGAGAUUUAACAAUCUCAAACUGAUCAGCCCUAAUGGCAUUCCAGGCCAACUAAAACCUAAUUCGUUAAGGAAUCAAUUUUUAGCUGACAGCUACUGUUAUACGCAACAAAACUACGACCAGAUCGCUUUACAUUCAUGGGUUAGCGUUAUAAAAGGAGAGGUCAAAGCCAUAAAUAGGAAAAGUAAAUAUGUGGUGGUAGGAAACGAUACGAAAGUCAUGUAUGAUCAUUUAAUCUUGUGUACUGGCUGCCGCUACCAAUAUUCAUGCCCUACUGGUGUUAAUGUCGAUGAGAAUGUCGUAAACAACGAAACUACUGUACCUUAUCGAUAUUUCGGACCAAAAUAUAGCAAUAUUUUCACAUUAAAUGAUCAGUUCGAUUGUCAAGCAUUUCUUGAUUGGUUAGAAGAACAAGACUUUAUCAAUCGUCGAGAUCACGUAUGCAUUUACGGCAGCACUAUUGAUGCUUAUACCACAGUCCAAGCUUUACUAGAAUACGGAAUCGAAGGCUCAAGAAUUAUUCUAAUUCAUCCGCCGGCAGCAUCUCCUAUAAAUUGUUUCAAUAACAGUAUAGUAGAAGAAGUAGUUUUAAAAGGAUUGAAAGAAGCUGGCAUCACAGUACAUCAUGACUUGAUAUUGGCUAGAUGGGAAAUUGAUGAAUCUAACGAAACAGUGGUUGGCGCUAGUUUUACUUCUGAUAAUAAACCAGUCCAAAUCUCAUGUUCGGCUUUCAUUUGCUUUAGCAAACUUGGCAUUGACUACUCUAUUUUUAAAGCUAUCAACGAUUCAUGCUUGGUCUACGAUGGGAGAUUAGUCAUUGAUUCUAGCUAUCGAACAAAUGAUCCUUGCAUUUGGGCCGCUGGACCAAUGACCAAGUUUGCACGCAGAUAUCAUGCAGAGGCUUGGACUCAUGCUAAUUUUAAUUCUAAAGAAGUUGGACUCAAGUUGGCUGAAACCGUUCUAAGCAUAUUAGACCCUAUGCUUGAAUCAGAAGCUCCAGAUGCACAACCUGAUAUUAUCCCGGUAUAUAACCAUCCGAAGACAUUCCUUACGAAACUACCAGGAAAUUACACAUAUCUUCAUACUGGUAAACCUUCCCUAAAUAUAUCUCUCGAUUCAAUGAUGGUCCAACCAAAUUACGGCCAUGUAUUAGUCACUGGUAGCCAUACAGUGGAUACUCAAGGGUAUUUUAGACUGCAUAUAAAUCAAUAUCGAUCAGUAGAAACUGUAACCUGUUUGAGCAAAAAUGAAAUUAAAGUAAAUAACCUGCUAUCACUUUAUGGUAUUCAUGAAAAGUUUCUUAAUAACGUUCUAUCACGUUAUAAAGAAGGCCUUGUUUCCGACUUUUAUCAGUACUUCAAUGAACCGUGGGCUACAGCAAUCUUUCAUGACCGCUUUCAUGAUUUCCGUGAAGAAAUCAAAGAAAUCCUAUUUAAUAAACAGGUUGAAGAAGAAUCGGACGAAACAUUUGAACUGAAAAUACGCAAACUAUUGGACGAAGAUUUUACUUUUACCAAAAAAGAACUACAACAACUUGGUGAAGAUUAUAUUAAAAGUUGCAAGAGUUCAACAGAGAAGCGCUUAUUAACAUAUUUAAGUUAUAACACCUAUCACUUGCCCAUGUAUGCGAAACCAGGAAUAGUUUAA
Molecule: messenger RNA, 3606 nt
Organism: Trichoplax adhaerens
Lineage: Eukaryota; Metazoa; Placozoa; Uniplacotomia; Trichoplacea; Trichoplacidae
Exons: 33
Coding region: 1-3606 (1201 amino acids)
Molecular function (GO): oxidoreductase activity
Source: RefSeq, a predicted model, not a curated record